AUGGAGGAGCAGCCGCGGACUCGGCGCGUCGGGAUCCUGGGAUACGGACAGCUCGGGCAGUUCCUGGUGUCGCAGCUGCUGUCGCACGGUCCGUCCGUCGGUCUGUCCCUCGCCUUUGUCUGGGCUCGCCGCUGGGAGGCGCUGGAGGCGCUGCCGCCCGCUCUGCGCCUGCGCGACCUGAGCGACCUGCCCACCACGGGGGUGGACCUGGUGGUGGAGGUGGCACACCCGUGUGUGACACAGGAGCACGGCGAGGACAUCCUGGGACACGCCGACCUCAUGCUGGGCUCGCCCACGGUGCUGGCGGACGCCGUCACCGAGGGGCGGCUGCGGGCGGCGGCGGCGCGCGGGGGCCACACCCUGUACGUGCCCCGGGGGGCGCUGUGGGGCUGCGAGGACAUCGCGCGCAUGGACAGCGCGGGGACGCUGCAGGCGCUGAAGGUGACAAUGACCAAGUCCCCCGGCAGUUUCCGUCCCCAGGGCUGGCUGUCCCCGCGCGUGGCGGCCGCGGUGGCCUCGGGGACACGGACGGUGCUCUACGAGGGUCCCCUGCGCCCGCUCUGUCCCCUCGUCCCCAACAACGUCAACACCAUGGCGGCCGCCGCGGUGGCAGCGCCGCGCCUGGGCUUCGACGGCGUCACCGCCCGCCUGGUGGCCGACCCCAGUGUCCCCGACUGUCACAUCAUCGACGUCGAGGUCACCGCCGUCCCCGAGCGCGGCCGCUCGCUGACCGUCACCAGCACCCGCCGCAACCCCGCCGAGCCCGGCCGCGUCACCGGCAGCGCCACCCGCCACAGCUUCUGGAGCAGCGUGCAGGCCUGCACGGGACACGGCGGCUGCGUCAAGCUCUGCUGA
Melospiza georgiana is the source of this 855-nucleotide messenger RNA. It is a transcript of the gene ASPDH, whose product is annotated as aspartate dehydrogenase domain containing. Gene Ontology annotation, biological process: NAD+ biosynthetic process. The transcript has 7 exons. Lineage: Eukaryota; Metazoa; Chordata; Aves; Passeriformes; Passerellidae. The coding region runs from base 1 to 855 and encodes 284 amino acids. The record is from RefSeq and is a predicted model, not a curated record. Gene Ontology annotation, molecular function: NADP binding; L-aspartate dehydrogenase [NAD(P)+] activity.